CUCUAUAAAUUCAUUGCUGAGCUCUUACUACCUAGUCAGCUACAAGUAGCUUCUCUCUCUUUUUUGUCUCCCCCUCUCGAUCUCUCUCUUACAAUGGGUGUUGGGAUUCUUUUCAGAGUGGCAGCCUUCCUUGCUACUGUUUUCUUCAUCAGCCAUCUCAUUCUGACCGAUGCGGCAUUGGAAGAGCUUGAUGGUCUUCUUCCUAAUGGGAACUUUGAGGAAGCACCAAGUCCUUCCAACCUGAAGAAGACUGUCAUCAUAGGCAGGUAUUCACUGCCCAAAUGGGAGAUCCAUGGCAUGGUUGAGUACAUCUCUGGUGGUCCGCAGCCUGGGGGGAUGGUGUUCGCGGUGCCCCACGGCACACGGGCUGUCAGGCUUGGUAAUGAAGCCUCCAUCUCCCAGUUAAUCUCAGUGAAGCCAGGGACUUUAUAUUCCCUUACCUUCAGUGCUUCAAGAACAUGUGCACAGGACGAGAUACUGAGGGUCUCUGUUCCACCUCUAACUGGUGAACUCCCCCUUCAGACACUCUACAGCAGUGAUGGUGGUGAUACUUACGCAUGGGGGUUCAGGCCUAACUCUAGCAUUGCUCGGCUUACCUUUCACAACCCAGGGAUUCAAGAAGACCCUGCUUGUGGACCUCUUCUGGAUGCUGUUGCAAUCAAGGAGUUAUCCCCUCCAUUACCAACAAGAGUUAAUCUGGUAAGAAAUGGUGGCUUUGAAGAGGGACCUAUUAUAUUCAAGAACUCUUCCUCUGGUGUGCUUCUCCCCCCGAAACAAGAAGACUUAACAUCUCCACUUCCUGGCUGGAUUGUGGAAUCCCUGAAAGCAGUAAAAUACAUUGAUGCCCGCCAUUUUGCAGUCCCAUCAGGACUUGCUGCAGUCGAGCUUGUUGCUGGAAGAGAGAGUGCCAUUGCUCAAGUGAUAAGAACAGUGCCCAACAAAAUGUAUAUCCUUGCGUUCAAAGUUGGUGAUGCGAAGAACUCCUGCCAUGGGUCGAUGCUGGUUGAAGCAUUUGCAGGAAAGCAAACGCUCAAGGUUCCCUUUGAAUCCAAAGGGCUAGGUGGGUUUAAAGCAGCAAGCCUCAAGUUCACAGCCGUUGGGGAAACAACACGGAUUACUUUCUUCAGCUCUUUCUACCACACAAAGGCUAACGAUCCUGCUUCCCUUUGUGGGCCUGUGAUCGACGAAGUCAUGGUUUUUCCUACCAAGUGACCAGCUGACUGUAAGGAACAGUAGUUUAUAAUUGUGUAAAACUAUCUGCAUUUGGCCCUCAGAGAUUCAUGGUAACUGUCUGCAGAUUUUUCCUGUUUGUUUCCAUGUAACGUUUGCUACCAUAAAUGAAGUUGGGAUACAAGUGAAAUUUCGGUCUCCA
Messenger RNA from Nymphaea colorata (pocket water lily), 1372 nucleotides. RefSeq lists its product as uncharacterized. The transcript is spliced from 3 exons. NCBI's taxonomy places the organism in Eukaryota, Viridiplantae, Streptophyta, Magnoliopsida, Nymphaeales, Nymphaeaceae. The record is from RefSeq and is a predicted model, not a curated record. The coding region runs from base 94 to 1212 and encodes 372 amino acids.